UUUUCUAGUUUUGUAGCUCUAUAUUUGUUGUAAUAGGGUAGUUCGACCUUGGGAGAGGCAGCAAUUUGUAUUUGAGCUUGUAGUUUCCACUCUUAGUGGUCAUGAUUUUAUUGCAAAUAACGACAUAAGUUUAGUCACUUAACAUUUCUGUAUAUAUAUAUAUUUACAAAAGGAGAAUACACCUAAUUGAAUGAUGACCAAUAGCAACAGCAACAGUAAUAGCACUGGCAACUUUCUACUUGAUGAUCAAGUUCCUAUUGAAGCUGUACGUUGGUUUUAUUUUCGUCGUUCUGGUAGUGUCAAUACAUGGAAACCAUUUUGUGGUUAUGAUACAAUACGUCUUGAAACAGCAUAUCGUCAACGUGUUUUACAUGGUAGUACAGAUCUGAAUUAUGCGAAAAUUGUUGUACGUGGUGAAAUGUUUGAAGUCGAUAUGGAAAAUGGUUUAUGUAUACCAAUUUAUUGGUUUGGUAAAAAACGUUCUAUACAUAGUAGUAAACGUAAAACAUGGUGUUCCACACAAGUGACACGUUCUGUAUGGUUUCAAAAAAUUAAUUGGUUACCAUUGGAUAGUAAAUUAUCAGAAUUAAUUGAAUAUGAACAUUGUACAUAUGCUAUGCCGAAAUUGAAAGAGAUUACAAAAAAAAGUCAUAAACCUAUUCAUAAAUAUCAAUCGAAUAAUCAUGAAAUUAAAUGGAUGCCAGAUGGUACUAUAUAUUUAGUCACUAAAACAGCGGAACCAUUCGGUAAAGUUCGAUUACAUGGCGGAUUAAGUAGUGUUCCAAUCAAUAGAGGAUUUAAUCGUCUAGCAGAUAUUCAUGAUAGACCACCGCCUAUUACACAUGUUUGUUUUGUUGUUCAUGGGAUUGGACAACAAUUGGCUAGUAUACGACAUGAAUGUGCUAAAAUAAGAAAAACAUGUCAAAAAGUUGCCGAAAAACUUUAUCCAAAAUUAUCUGAAACAAGACAACGUCUUGAAUUUAUCCCAGUCAAUUGGCGUAGUUCAUUAUCAUUGAAUUCAAAAACAUUAGAUAAUGUCACUGUGACACAAUUACGUCCAUUACGUGAUUAUAUUAAUCAAAGUUUCGUUGAUAUAUUAUAUUAUACCAGUCCAGUAUAUCGUAAUGUGAUAAUGCAAAGUUUAAGUUAUGAAUUAACACGUUUAUUUAAUUUAUUCUGUAUAAAAAAUUCACAAUUUUUACAACGUGGUGGACAAAUCUCUGUGUUGGCACAUUCACUUGGUAGUGUUAUAAUGCAUGAUAUAUUACGUACAAAUGAACCGAAACUGGCAAAUUCUGUAUUUAAUUCAUUAACAGAUUUAAGUUUUACACAAUCAGCCCCACCUGAAAAUGACUAUGGUACAGCUUUAUUAAGACAGAGAAAAGGCAGAACACGUAAUUUUACGGAUUAUUCCAAUUCCAAAUCGAAUGAGUGCAUUGCCAAUCCAACAAAUACUACUAAUGAUAUUGAUCGUGAUGCUACUUUGAAAUGUCCAAAUUUAGCUAACUUGUUUCUCAUUGGUUCACCAUUAGCAUUGUUUAUCUCAGUGAAUGAUUUAUGCCCUACAACAUUGAAUUAUUCAUCGAUACAAUCAUCUACAAAUUCUAUUUAUAAUUUAGAUCAAGAAUCAACUACAAAUGGUUUACAUUCUAAUAUGCAUAGUGUCUCAUCAAUGACAUCGCCAAUUACAACUACAAGCACAAACACAUAUACACAUACAGGUAUUGAUUUGGAUGAAACUGAUCCAGAGGCAUUAUUUUCAUAUUUUGCAUGUCGUAAAGUAUUUAAUAUCUUUCAUUCAUAUGAUCCGGUGGCAUAUCGUUUGGAACCAUUACUGUUGAAACAUUAUGCUAAUAUUAGUCCUGUUGUUAUACCGAAAGCAUCAGUGAAUCAUUUAGAAAAAUGUUUAUCAAUUAAAGAUAUUUCAUUGAUCAAUACUACUAAUACUAAUAAUACUACUACUACUAACAAUAAUAAUAAUAAUCAUAGUCAAACACCAACUUUAAUAGGUUCGAAUACAUCAUUAGCCACUAUAAAUAAUGAUAUUGAAUCAUUGCAUACAUUGGAUUUAUCUGAUUCGGAUUCGUCAAACUCUUCAUCCGAUUUAUCAUUGAAUGAUUCACACAGCAGUGGUGGAGGUGGAGGUGGUGGUAGUCGUGGAGGCGGCGGCGGCGGCAGCAGUAAAAAUCAUCAUCCUGAUCAGAAGGAACAAAAGAAAAAGGUAGGCGAUGAAAAAAUGACAAGAUUUCUUUUUUGA
This is a messenger RNA of Schistosoma turkestanicum, 2257 nucleotides long. The record is from the annotation of a GenBank genome assembly. Lineage: Eukaryota; Metazoa; Platyhelminthes; Trematoda; Strigeidida; Schistosomatidae.